This is a messenger RNA of Penaeus monodon (black tiger shrimp), 1075 nucleotides long. RefSeq lists its product as uncharacterized. NCBI's taxonomy places the organism in Eukaryota, Metazoa, Arthropoda, Malacostraca, Decapoda, Penaeidae. The transcript has 8 exons. Bases 428 to 1075 code for a protein of 215 amino acids. The record is from RefSeq and is a predicted model, not a curated record.
AACAUAUGAUAGAUAUUAGAUAAAUUAACAUAUGUAGAGGGUAUCUGGCUUUUAUAAAUGUGAGUAGCUAUAGAAAGAGGUAUGCUUACACUGUAUAAUCUUCACUUUGGAGAGCUUUUAUAUAAUCAUGUAAAUACAAUUAAUGUAGUAUAAUCUAUUUCACUUUGGCUCUCCAAACUGAAAAGUAAUUUUAGCAUUAUCUCCUUAUGUUCAUAACCUCUUUAAUCCUUCUUUAACUGAAGCCCUGAACAGGUUCUUUUCAUCAUAUCUUCCCAUUUUUCAGCUCGAUGUACAUUAAGCCAAGCUCUCUCAGCAUAUUAUCUCUUCUCAAAGUCUUUUGGAACAUGAAUAUUAUCAUAUCAUCACACACCAUUACUUCAGCUAAAUAUACCAAUUUCCGUGUACCAGCCUGCCUAAACAAUAUUCCAUGUUUCUAGCUACGUCGUCUACGAAAGUAGGGGUAACGAACAGUCUGUCACAGCGGCCAGGUGUGUUUCUCAACGUACGGGGUGUAGCCGGGCAGGUACAGGGUCUUCACAUACCUCGCUCUGGCUUGCAACUGUUCCUGCGUGUCCGUGUGAGCGAAGAGAAAAGCGCCAAUAGCAGCAGUAGCAGUAGUAACAAAAUUACCAAGACUGUGGGUCGGUCUCGCCUGGUGCCUGCCUCCCCUUCACCCACCUUUGAUUGUGAAUGGAUUAUAGAAGGUGAAGCUACCAGAAGAGCUGUCUUGGUCUUAGAGAUUCGCACUGGGUCCAGGGAACUUCUUAAUUCAGCAAACGUUGUUCUUGGAGAUCUUUUCACAGAGCCUGGAGUGGAAGGCAGUGUAGAGACCUGGGACCUCAAGAGAGUAAGCCGUGAUAUAUUUGGUUUACAAGAUGAAGAGAACUCCCAUGAACAAAAUAACAGUAAAUAUGCACAAAAAAGACAACAAAAUAUACACAUCGAGUCAUGGAAAGGCUUAAAUCCUGUUCUUAACGGCGAUAGGGGUCAUUUACGACUCCUAGAGAGUAACCACUGCUUUCGUGUUUCGUACAAUGCAAGGUCGAUAUACGUAGAGAACUACAUACUUAUAUAG